Brachypodium distachyon (stiff brome) is the source of this 2933-nucleotide messenger RNA. RefSeq names its product E3 ubiquitin-protein ligase UPL5. Gene Ontology annotation, molecular function: protein binding; ubiquitin-protein transferase activity. The transcript is spliced from 3 exons. Bases 154 to 2712 code for a protein of 852 amino acids. NCBI's taxonomy places the organism in Eukaryota, Viridiplantae, Streptophyta, Magnoliopsida, Poales, Poaceae. Gene Ontology annotation, biological process: protein polyubiquitination; positive regulation of protein catabolic process; proteasome-mediated ubiquitin-dependent protein catabolic process. The record is from RefSeq and is a predicted model, not a curated record.
AAGAGAGAGCUGAUUUCACACUCCCCCCACCAUCCCCUUCUUCUCUUCCCCUUUCUUCCUCCUCCGCGUCGUCCUCCCCCCAAAUUCCGCUCCAAAACCCUCCUCUCCUCCCUCGCCACAAUUCCCCCCGGCCCCGAUGGUCUCGAUCUAAGCAUGUCCCCUCCCGCCGCCCUAGCCUGCUACCGCCGUAACGCCAAGCGCCGCCGCGACGCCCCCGAUCAUGCCCUCCCUUCCUCCAAGCAGCCCGUGAUGACGACUCACUCCGCCGCCUCCUCGUCUGGCGCGGGCGGCUCCUUGUACGCGUCGCCGCGCAGCGUCCACUUCUUCGUGCGCGCCACCGACUCGAAGACCAUCGCGAUGCACGCGGCGUGGGACGACACCGUCGGCGCGGUCCUCGACCACCUGGCCGGCUGCGGCUACGGGCGCGACCUGCGCCUCCUCUACGCGGGGAGGCAGCUCUUGCCGGAGGCCACCAUCGCCUCGCUCUGCCUCCCUCCCGACUCCACGCUCCACCUCGCCGCCCGACUCCGCUCCACCCCGCACCCCGAGGCGUGGCAACUCGCCUCGCACAUCGCCGCCACCGCGGCCGCCGCCGAAGCCGCCGCCGCCUCCACCCCCACCCACUCCCUCGAUUGGCUAGUAAAGGAAUACAUCAUCUGCGCCAGCAGCAGAAGAAAAAGAGGCGAUCGCGAUGAUCCAGUCGACACCCUGAGCACGGAGCACCGUGCGGAGGAGUACCUCGACAUUUUCCUCCAGGCGGGCGCUGCCGUCGCGCUGGUUCGCCUCUACCUCUCAAAUUCGUCUUUCUUUCGCUCUUUUGCGGAGCGUGCCAUCAAAUGCUUCCUUAGCAUGGACCCUGUGUCGCCCAUACCCGCUGCCAUAAAGCCCGUGACGGCGCCAGUGCUGCUUGAAUUCUGCCGUUUGCUUUCUGUGACCGCGGGGAGUAAGGAUUCACUCUAUAAAUCAUGCCGUUAUACACUUGCAUCAGUACUCUGCGAGCCACUGUCUCCCCUCACUUCCUCGAAGUCGCCUGCAAGGGUGAUCGAGCAAGUCCUCCCCUUUGCCAGAGAAGUAGUGGAAGUUGUCCUGUCUGGACUUACAUCAGAGUCCAUGAUGGUGACAAGGGCAGAUCUUGAAGAGUUCUCAAAUUUCUUUAAAGUGUUGCGCCACCAGGUACGCCGUUGGAUGCCUGAUGGACCAAUGCGCAAGAAUCUGUACAAUAGGGAGCAUGAGCAUAGUGACACAUGGGUCUGGGAGUUGCACGAAAUGUCUAUGAACCUGCUGAGAAGUGUGGACGAGUGUUUGAAGAGGUUGGAGAUGGAUCUUUCAACAUUGUCAUCUGAGAGUAGAGGGGUGAUAGAAAGUCAACCCAUGUGGGCUAACAGAUUACAUAUCCUUGCCAUGUUGACAGAACUGGAUUUCAUCUCCGCAAUUUUUGAGGAUGUGGCGCACAACCUACGGUUUGUGCUGCUGGCGCACAAAGCACCUCUCAAUGCCCUCGUGCGCUCUUCCAAGAGGAACGAGCAUCUCCACUGGCUUGUGAAGCAUAAAGAUCUCCUUUGCUUUGAAGCAAGAAGGAACUUAGUCUUAAUGCUGUUUUCUGAGGGGAAGGAUGACUACGGGGAGUUGCACGAGAUGUUAAUCGACAGGUCACAUUUGCUGGAUGAGUCCUUUGAGUACAUCACACAGGCAAGACCCAGUGAGCUUCACAGUGGUCUGUUUAUGGAGUUCAAGAAUGAGGAGGCUACUGGCCCUGGCGUUCUGAGAGAGUGGUUCUGCAUGGUGUGUCAAGCUCUGUUCAGUCCACAACAAGUUCUCUUCUCGCCUUGCCCUAAUGAUCAACGUAGGUUCUACUUGAAUGGAACAUCUGUUGUGGAUCCGCUGCACCUAAAAUACUUCAUUUUCUCGGGACGAAUAAUUGGAUUGGCUGUGAUGCAUAAAGUGCAAGUAGGGAUUGUUUUGGACCGCACAUUAUUUCUGCAUCUUGCUGGGAGAAGUAUUACAUUAGAAGAUAUUGCUGCUGCAGAUCCUGUCACAUAUGCGAGCUGCAAAAGAAUUCUUGAGAUGGGUGCUACUGAUAUUGAUGAGCUAACUCUAACAUUUUCCCGAGAUAUUCAUACCCUGGGGUCUCGAAGGACUAUUGAGCUUUGCGCAGGAGGGCAAGAUAUCUCUGUGAAUAUCAGGAACAGAGAGCAUUACAUUGAUCUUCUUAUUAAGAAUAUCUUUGUUGACUCUAUUUCUGCUCAGUUAGCCAAUUUUGCCAAAGGAUUUAGUGAAAUAUUAGCUAGUCCGGAUCUCCGGAAAGUAUUUUUUGGGUUCUUGGAUCUAGAAGACUUUGACCGAAUUCUAGGGGGAAGCAAUAGCACUAUAAAUCUGAAAGAUUGGAGAUCACAUACUCAAUAUAAUGGCUACAAAGAAAAAGAUCGUCACAUUAACUGGUUCUGGAAGGUUGUUGAGAGCAUGACAAUUGAGCAACAGAGGCAACUUCUCUUCUUUUGGACUUCGGUGAAAUAUUUGCCCUCAGAUGGUUUUGGUGGGCUGAGCUCAAAACUGUAUAUAUACAAGACAUUGGAGUCAGCUGAUCAUCUGCCAUCGUCGCAUACCUGCUUCUACCGCCUGUGCCUCCCUCCUUAUCCAUCCCUCAAGGUGAUGCAAAACCAGCUGCAUAAGAUCACACAAGAGCAUGUGAGCUGCAGCUUUGGUACAUGGUAGAUGCUGCCUUAUGCAAUCAAACUGAUAUUUUGUACAUAUCCGAGUUAGUGACAAUCCGAUCUAUCUUAUUAAAUCCUUUACUAGAGCUUAAACAUAGGCUGCCAUGGUUUGAUUUGUAUGUAUGGAAAGUUAGCAUUCUGGGUCAUUUAACUUGAUGUAGGUGGAAUCAGAAGAGAGCGGGUUCAUUUUAUAUUAUUCGCAAAAAAAAGGUUAAUUUUAUA